AUGGCCGACGACGCUUGGAUGGCUGAAUUGGAUGAUUAUAUCAUGUUAAGCGUCGAGUCCGACUCAUGGGUCAACGGAGGCUUCUACUACAUCUUCGAUGUCGCCCUCCGUAAACUACUCAGGUACUUGUUUUUACCUUACAAGACAAGCUUCGUACGAUGCCUUCAACAAAUCCAAACCGCGCUGUGGCUACCGGACAGCAUACGAAUCACAAGCGACGUCGGAGACGGUAUGACUGAUAGCUUCUGCGUGGGGGGCAUCGCGUGUCUAUUUAUCAUCAGCUUUAUCUUCUUCAUGCUGUUGGCAAUGUCCACAUGCAUCAAGGACUCCCGCGUCACCAUCUCAGAAGCAUUCUUUGCCCUUGAAAUUUGCUUGGGAUUAUGGUGGGUAUGGGGCAUCAUGGAACGCUGGAUGGAGAAUCCUAAGUGUUUGGGAGCUUCAGGAGACCAAGGUCUCUAUAUUCGAAAGUCUUUUGGUAUCAGUACGCGUACUCUCGGCCGUAUCCACCGCGGCGUACCAGGAUUCAUCGCAUACACAUAUGAAAUGUCGAACCACUACCAAGCAAAGCUGCAUUCGCAGAAGCGCGGCGGAUGCACCAACAAGUUCCGAUCUGCCCACAAUGAGAAGGCCGGCGCCCUCCACCAAACCAGAAUGCACCAACAAUAUCAACCAACGCCCAAAUCGAUUACACAGACACAGCUUCGGACUGAGCAGGAGUUAUCAGAACAUAGUCAAGAUACUAGGAGCGGUGUCUAUCACAUUUAUGGUCUCUUUGGUGCUCCGGCUUGGUUUGGCCCCUCCUUUCCGGUCAGUUCAAAUUCAGCGAACCACUAUCCACAAGCCCAGGGACGAGUUUCUAAUGAGAUAAUGCCAUCAUAA
Colletotrichum lupini is the source of this 879-nucleotide messenger RNA. RefSeq lists its product as uncharacterized. Lineage: Eukaryota; Fungi; Ascomycota; Sordariomycetes; Glomerellales; Glomerellaceae. The record is from RefSeq and is a predicted model, not a curated record. Bases 1 to 879 code for a protein of 292 amino acids. The transcript is spliced from 4 exons.